UUAAGAACCGAAAGCAAAACAGAGAAACAGGAAGAGCAGCAGAACACCGGUGAGUGAAGGAGGGCUCCAUGGCUGGCAUGGUGUACUUUUCAGGCUGGCGGACCUCUGAGGACAGCAAGAGUCUGCCGGAGGGUGAGAAGCCCAAGUCGGGCCGCCUUUACACCAUGUACCACGGCACCAACAUCAACAACGCCCGAGCCAUCAUCACCGGCGGCUUCCAGCCGUCCAGAGGGGGGCUUCUGGGUAAAGGCGUGUAUGUGAGCCGCAACAUCGAGAAGGCCAAGUGUUACCCGCUCCAAACUGACAAGAAGUUGCAGGUGGUCUUCAAGCUGAGGGUGAACGUGGGCAAAGUCAAGAAGAUCGAUAGCGACAACCAUCCUCUUCAGAAGUCCUGGUCCCAGAACGGCUACGACUGCGCCUGGAUCCCACCUCACAGCAACGUGAAGGCCAUCAAGUCCGGUCGCGAGGAGGACUGCGUGUGGGACCCCAGCCGCAUCACCGUGAUGGACGUGGCGGUCUGCGGGGACAAGAGCAAGCACCAGGAGCUGCGGGCGCUCAUCCGCAAGCAGCUAAUCGCAGAAGGCUGUGAACUGUGCGAAAUUAACACGGAGGAACCUCACGACAUUCAGGACUGCUGGCAGUGUGGGAGCAGGAUAUGCCCUUUUGAGAGAGAACAUGUGUGCAUGUCUACAUGAGGCCAGGCCAGACUAGGCAAGAAGAAGGAAUCUGAAGCAAAAAUAGGCCUAGUUAAACAAUAAAGGAGAAGGGCGGAUUCAUGUAGCUGUGGGUUGUGGGAGAGGGUGUAUAAUACAGUAGGUGUACUAGGCAUUAACUGCAUAUCUUCCUUGGGUUUUUCCACCUCCAGAAGUCCAAUUACGACGGUUUUGUGACUUUAUCACAAAUAGUCAAACCAUGUUUUUUUAUAAACUCUUUACUGUUUAUCCCUUAGACCUGGAGUUUGGACAGAAUUAGGCCCCAUUCACACUAUGGCAUUAACAUGCAUCCUGGGUGAACCGAUCAUAAGUGGCCAGCAAAAAUGACAGGUAUGAACAAUAUUGAUAUAGAGUAGAGAUAUAUUGUAUUGUUUUCAAUACACUGUCAAUAUGAGGUGUCAGAUAUAGUUUUUAUUAAUUGAAAUAUAGGUGAGCUAAACUCCCUAACACUCGCUUGCCAAUUUCACUAACUAAAGUUACUGCUUCAUUACUCCAUGUGGUGGCGCUAAUCAAAUGAAUAGGGUAAACCUGUGGUGAAGAAUAUUGGUUUGAGAUUCUGUGAAACUGACACCAAUAAAUCCAUAAUUUCUGGUAUUUACUUAUUUCUUCAGAGGAUAAAACACAGAUGCUAUAAAGUGUCUUAGAUAAUUGUCUUGUUAUAUAUGAUGUAUCACAGAAUCACGGUAUUGUGAUAUCAUUAUUGUGGGCAAUGUAUCAUGAUAUUAUAAUAUCGAUAAUAUAAUAUAUGAUAAUAUUGUAAGAUGUCCUGUGAUUCUCACUCCUAAUAUGGACAAGAUACAAUGUCUCAGGGAUGCAUUGUAAUUCGAUCAUCAUAAUCAAUGACCACAACUUGCAUUAACCGCAAAAACUAGUUGCUUCAUCUUGAUUUUUUUUCACAUCAUUGGAGAAAAUCAACACCUUUUGUCUUUUACGGAAUAUGAUAGUAGUCUAAUAAAUGCAGUCCAUUCUGGAUUUACACCUCUAUGUUCUCCUAGCCAGAUCUGCAGGUGAAAGAAAUACUCCUGAUUUUAUUUUUUUGAUGUGUGGUGGAGGCAUCUUCAAAGUUGGUUAGGCUUUUUAGACUCUUCCAUUAGGAAAUGCACUUUUUUGUGUUUUUCCACCAGAUGCCACCUCAACAUGCUGCUAUUUAGGUACUGAAUAUUUACUGUCUCCACCUUAAAUCUUGUUAUUACUUUUUGUGAGACUGAAUGUUUGAGUUUAAUCACUGAGGAUAUGAGUAAGGGUUUGUGUACAGCUGUUUUUAUUGCUACAAUGACACCUAAAUUGAGGAGUCACUUUUAUUUCUAUCAUUUGUACAGAGAUUUAAUUUCCCAUGCAAAUCAGCCAUUUACAUUACUUACUUCCUGUGGUAAAAUGACCUUAAUUUUUUUCUUCAAAUAUCGUUUUUUAUGCUGUCUCGAGACAAAGUAUUUGGCAUUUUUAUCACAUUAAAGGUAAUAGGUAAAUGUAUUGGCUAGUGUUCAUAACAAACAGUCAGACAUACACUAUAUUGCCAAAAGUAUCUGCUUGCCUGCAUUGUGUUUAGUGAAAUAAGACUUGGAUGAAGCUGCUCAGCCAUGGAACCUCAUUUUAAUGAUGAGUGUGUCUACACUCUACUGUUCUUGAUCUAAUCUGAAGCUAAAUGAAGUUUGGAGGUGUGUAGUGCAGAAAGUUGGUGAACUCUGUGCACUAUGCUCCUCAGCAUCCGCUGACCCCACUCUGUUAUUUUACACUGACGGAGCACAGAGUCGCUGUCCUUCCCAGUCUCUUCCACUGUGUUAUAAUAUCACUGACAUUUGGCUGUGGAAUAUUUAGUAGUGAGAAAAUUUCACCAAUGGAUUUGUUGUACAGGAGCUGCAUCCUAUCAUGGUACCACAGUGCUGGAGUUCACUGAGCUCCUGAGAGAGAGAGAGACAUAUUCUUUCAGUAAUAUUUGUAGAAGCAGUCUGCAUGACUAGGGGCUUGGUUCUAUACACCUGUGGCCAUAGAAGUGAUUAGAAUAUAAAUUCAAUGAUUUUAAUGGGUGAGCGAAUACUUUCAGCAAUGCAGUGUAUCCUUUUGAGUCUCUUUUUGUUCUAUAAUGUUUCUGAAUAUGUAUGCUGUCUACCAGCUUCACCUCAUUAAAUUUAGUUUCAAAAGUC
Astyanax mexicanus (Mexican tetra) is the source of this 2854-nucleotide messenger RNA. RefSeq names its product grass carp reovirus (GCRV)-induced gene 2o (gene gig2o). The transcript has 2 exons. The coding region runs from base 69 to 695 and encodes 208 amino acids. Gene Ontology annotation, cellular component: cytoplasm. The record is from RefSeq and is a predicted model, not a curated record. Lineage: Eukaryota; Metazoa; Chordata; Actinopteri; Characiformes; Acestrorhamphidae. Gene Ontology annotation, molecular function: NAD+ poly-ADP-ribosyltransferase activity.